Poecile atricapillus (Black-capped chickadee) is the source of this 5497-nucleotide messenger RNA. RefSeq names its product neutrophil cytosolic factor 2 (gene NCF2). Gene Ontology annotation, cellular component: NADPH oxidase complex. Gene Ontology annotation, molecular function: protein binding; superoxide-generating NADPH oxidase activator activity. Lineage: Eukaryota; Metazoa; Chordata; Aves; Passeriformes; Paridae. The record is from RefSeq and is a predicted model, not a curated record. The transcript has 15 exons. Bases 2944 to 4512 code for a protein of 522 amino acids. Gene Ontology annotation, biological process: phagocytosis; respiratory burst; superoxide anion generation.
GGGGGGCACUGAGAUCACCAAGUGGGAGACCCAGGCUUGCUACAGAAGCUAUAGAAAGUGUCCAUGUUUUGCCCAUAGAUCUGUACAGAAAUUCUCUUGGUUGUGCAGUGAGGGUUCUGUCCUUACAGCUCUGCCAGGGACUGUGUUUGGUUUCUUUGGUUCUUUCCUCUUGCCUAGAUUUGGGUUAAGACAUCAAUGAACCUAAUUUUAAAAAAAUAAGCUGUAAUCCCAGAGAAGUGAAAAGUAUUUUCCAAAGAAGUUGAUGCCAAAGCAGAUCAGCUGCUUCUAGAUGGCAUUUGUUGUCUUUUAAGCAAGGCAGACACCCUGGUUCAAGAGCAGCACGGCAGCCACACCCAGGCCACUCAGUCCUUUUGCACACAAGCAUCAAUGUGAUGGAUGGCAAAAUGGCAUUUAUUGCUGGAGAAUUUGACAUUUUAUAACCUAGGUCCACUGUGUUACUCCCAUCUGCUUUCAUCACAGCUAGGUGCUAUUGGCUAAUUGCAGGGGUCAUUACCAUACUAAAGAGGAGGGGGGGGUUACUAUCUUUCCGUUACAUCCCGAUAUCUUCCGAGCUGCCAGGCCCUGCUUCUACAGGCAUUAGAUAAAUUAAGUGAAUAAAAAGAGUGGUCUUAAGGUUCUGUAGAUCCUUUGGGUGAGGCUGUGAUGGAUUUAGGAACAUUUACAAAACAUGUACAUCUGUGUUUCUGUUCAGGGAUGUGCUAAAACAUGCAUUGAUGUGGGGAUAGGAUUUGCCAGGGCAGCCCUGCUGAUAAUGAGUGACAGGAAGGGAAAAAGUAAAUCUAGUUUUAAAAAACAGUCUCCUCCAAAUCCUGCCUUUCUUGUUUUGGUGGAUGGUAUGGAUACCAUGACAGGGCUUCAGAUUCCUGUUAGGUGAAGGAAGCCUUCUAUGGAGAGCCUCAUGCAGGUAAGAGUGGGAAGGGUGACAGGGUUUGCAGAGCUCUGCUGCCUUCAGCUUUAGCCAGAGCGCAUGGCAAUGGAACCUUCUUAGUCACAUCCUGCUUUUGUGCUAGCCAAGAGUCACUGCUGUCCUCAUGUCCACCUCAGUGUCUGCCACUGUUUGGGAGAAGAGCCAAAGCCCCCAGGUCCUGUGCAGAGAGCUCCGACCUGCCUUUAUGGGAAUGAGCUGGACAUGCUCCUCCACUUCUGCCCAAUAAAACUCCUCACGAAAAGGGCUUCCCUUGUGUGUAAUGGGGAGUUCUUUGUGCCUGAGUCAGUCUGUUUUUGACUCUUCAUAAAUUAUAAACUUGUACACAUUGUUGCUAUACAAAGUCAAAAUAUGCACUGCACCCUAUCUGGAUUUUGGACAUUUCUCUAUUUCUGACCCACCUAUUGGUAAGUUGGGUUUGCUGGAUUUCAUGAGUCUUCCACAGGAAAUGUCACCAUCUGUUACUUCCUGUUGGGUGUUACCAUAGAAGAAACAAGUUUACCUACUGAGUCAGCUUGGGACAGAGAAAGGGGAACAAGAGACUCACUCUUGCUAAAAGGGCUGUGUUUACCACAGCUCGGAAAUCUCACUGUUAAAUUACAAAUAUCCAGGCAGAAGGACAGCUGCUGUGAGCAUUCCAAUGGGAAUGGUCUCAUUCCUUUCCAGCUCUCCUUGUACCAGUUUUGGGAUAAACCUGACCAAGCAGUGCAUCAAUUCAGAUGAUUAAAUGAACAGAAAAUUACGCCUCCAAUAAGGAGAGCCCUUUGCUGCUCCAUAGGGUUUCUCAUCCCUCACAGGAAUCAGAAAAGGCAUCUAGAGGGGUGUUUUUACCUUUUUACCUUAGCAUCACUUCAGCUGGUUGCAUCUCCUGCUUUCCUGGAGAUCAGUCUUCCAUGCUUCCAUGAGAAGCCCAGAGGAACCAGCGGGGCUGCUGAGGGCACACAUACAGCUGGAGAACCAGAGAGCCCUAGACUCAGAGUUCUGUUUGGUCCUACCUUGGAUUAAAACCCCAGUCUUUGCUGACCAGGGGCUCAGGUUUCUCCAUCAGCAGUACUCUGAACACCUCCCCAGCCUCCCUCCCACUGCUGGAGUUACCUAAUUUGCUGGGGAAGUUUUGGUAAAGGCACAAGGGCUGAGUCUUGCUGACAUACUUUAAGCUCUUACAAAAAACACACAUCACAUUGCUGGUAAAUGGGGCAGAGGCAAAGUACUUCCAAAAAGGCUUAAAAACCAUGUGUGGAGCAGGCAGCUUCAAACCUGUGAGUCAGCAGCAGGUCAGAAUCCUGCUGUUGCCAUGUGCCCCAUACUCAUCUUGGCCCUGGGUUCCCAGCAGUGCUCCAGAGCCUGUUAUGCUUCAUUUGCCCUAAAACACCCUGGACAGAAGUGAUGCUGGGCUGAGCCCUGGGUAUAUGGUGGAGCAUGGCCACUAUCCCAGCAACCUCAUCCAUGGGCAGCUCCAUGUGCCCUUAGAGAAACUCCACACUGGGACAACACGGUGGGGUCAGGAAGGACCAAGGGUUUCCCAGGCAGUACCUUGGGCUCUACUGCACCUCCUCACUUAGGCAGACAGGGGAGCCUGAGCCCAACUGUGCCUACCAGGAAUUGUUUGCAGGGCACCAAGGGCUCAGCCCAGCACUCAUCCUGGGCUUUUGCAACCUGAAAUUUGACUUGAUGAACCACCCAGCUGACAAAAUCCUUGGCUUUUAAUGUAAAAACUGGAAGAUCAAAACCUGAGUAGGCGAAGAGUGGCUGCCUGAGAGGAGCAAGGAUGAAUCCCAUGGAAACCUGCUGCGUCAGAGGCAGUCUCUGCUCCACUUCCCCAUGCAGGGCUGAUGAUGCGAGUGAGGCCACUUCCUGCCAGGUUUGUGACAGGGGCGGGGGCAAGGCAGAAGUACAGGCAGAAGGGAGCCAGAGAGGCCGAGCUGCGCCACAAGGAAAGACAGGGAGAGGGGUGAGACCCACGACACGGGGAUCCCACUUCCCACUCCCACCACGCCAUGUCCCUGGUGGAGACGAUCCGGCUGUGGCAAGAGGGGGUGUGUGCGGCAGACAGGAAGGAGUGGAGUGCUGCCCUGGAUGCCUUCAUGGCCGUCCAGAACCCCCCUGCCAAAAUCUGCUUUAACAUCGGCUGCAUCCAGCUGGUCUUGGGAAAGCUGGCGGAGGCGGAGGAGGUGUUCACCCGGAGCAUCAGCUGUGACAAGCACCUGGCAGUGGCUUAUUUCCAGCGGGGGACUGUGUUUUACCGGAGGCAAAACCACAGAAAGGCCAUUGAGGAUUUCAAGGAGGCGCUGGCCCAGCUGCGAGGCAACCAACUCAUUGACUACAAGAUCCUGGGGCUGCGCUACCAGCUCUUUGCCUGCGAGCAGAUUCUCUGCAACAUCGCACUGGUGUAUGCCACAAUGGAGAACUGGGAGAAGGCUGAGGAGCACCUGACCCUGGCCAUAAGCAUGAAAAGCGAGCCCCAGCACAACAAGAUAGACAGGGCAAUGGAAGCUGUCCUGAAGCAGAAGCUGUAUGAGCUGGUGGCUAUUCCUGCAGGGAAGCUGUUCAGGCCAAAUGAGAAGCAAGUGGCUCAGUUAGAGAAGAAGGACUACCUGGGAAAGGCAAUGGUGGUGGCAUCUGUAGUGGACAAGGACAAUUUUUCAGGAUUUGCUCCUCUACAGCCACAGACCUCUGGUCCUCCACCCAGGCCCAAGACCCCAGAAAUCCUCAGGGCCCUCAGAGGGCAGCCACACCGUGUCAUGUACGAGUUCAUUCCUGAGACCGCUGAGGAACUGCAGGUCCUGCCAGGAAACAUUGUCUUUGUCCUGAAGAAAGAGAAGGACAAUUGGGCUACAGUGAUGUUCAAUGGAAAGAAAGGGAUUGUCCCCUGCAACUUCCUCGAGCCUGUGGAGCUCCAGAAUAAGCUGCAUAUCCAGGAAGAAACCCCUGUGGAAGCUGAAAUCUCUGAGUCACCCACUUCCACUGUGCUGGAGAAGCCACGACGGCUGGCACCAGACUAUGUUCCUGCAACUGUGGCGCAGCUAAAAGACACAGCAAAGGCGGCUGAACCAACUGUCUCCAGCCCCCAUGUCCUCAAGGUGCAUUACAAAUUCACAGUUGCCCUGAGAGUCGAUCGAGUCCUCUCCUACAGGGAGCUCCUGGAGCUGGUUUGCAAGAAGCUAGACCUGCAGCCUGAGCACAUGGAGCUGAGGUACAAGCCUGUGGAGGGCCAGGAGCUGGUGACUCUGAGUGCAGAGAAUGUGAAGGCAGCCUGGAGCCAGAGCAAGGACAACUGCCUGACAGUCUGGUGCAAUAGCACAGAGGGAGAGGGGUUUGUACCAGACAGCAAACCAGAGGAGUCACUGCAGGAGGCAACAUCGGGGGAGACAGGAACAACCCAUGUUGUAGCUCAGUACAGUUAUGAAGCCACCCAACCUGAAGACCUGGAAUUUCAGGCAGGAGACACAAUCCUUGUUUUAUCCAAAGUAAAUGAAGACUGGUUUGAAGGCAAAUGCAAGGGGAGAACUGGCAUCUUCCCAUCUGCAUUUGUUCAACAGCUCAACACUGGACACCCAGAGAAGUGAUUUCAGAAGAGCUUGAAGUUGUGAAGAGAAACUACAAAUUCAACUGUUGCCAUUAUGUAGUCUGCAUAUUAAACCAUGCAUCUGAAAAUGGACUUUAAAUGUUAUUGCUACUUGUAUUAAAAGCUUUGUUUUUUCUCUUACCUUUUGUGUUGUUCUUUUAAACAGGAACUUGUUAAGAAGUUGUUAACUUCUGUUAGGAAUACAUUCAUUCCUAAAUCCUGUGCUUGCCAAGGGACUUGUCAUGUUCCCCCCACUCCUUAAAAAAGCUUUUUUACAGACAUGCCAGAAGCUGGGAACAACCACAAGAGGGUGGUGCAACCUGCAUUUACAGCACAGCCUGCAGAUCCCAAAGGGGAAGUGAGUUCAGGAAGCCACCGACCAGAACACAUUUGCUUCCUUAAAAUAUUAGUGCCGACCCCAAGAUUUUAGAAGACACCACAUAGCCUCACCCUGCUCCAACCCACAAUUCAAAUUCACAGGGACUUUAAAACUCCCACCAAUAAAAACAGACACUUCCUUCAGCACUGGGACCCCUGCUUCAAAGCUAUUCCUGAUCAGUCAGAAGAUACAGUAACUUUGAAAGACACAGCCUGGAAUCCCAGAGCUUUACUCUAAAGAUGCUAAGGGACGGCAUCCCCACUCUGGAUUCUAUCACACAAGUCCAGAAAACCCCACUGCCCCAUUAGCCUAAAUAUCACAUUUAUUUUUAAAUAAACUUACUCUGGAGACAAUAAACACCUAUAAAAUUUCAAAACCAGAACAUCUCUGGAGUUUCCUAUGAUAUACCUGAAAGCAUAGAAACAGUAAACACCCUGGUAGGCAGGCAAGUUAGUGCCAGAAGGAUCUGUGCCCUCCAUUUGCACACUGCACACACUGUACCAGGAUGAGUCUGCCAGUAGGGAGGAGCUUUGCAAGCUGCUCCCAUCCUACAUAUUUAGUUCAGUAUGUAAAACACACUACACAGGCAGCACAAAACCACAACCAA